AACGAUCCUAUAGUCGAUGUAGAAAGUUCCAACAUGGCAGCAUCUAGAGGACCGAUUCUCCCUUUACACCAGCGUUAUGUUAAUGGUAUUCCCGUUGUUUCUGGUCGUCAAACUCUUCGUACAAGAGAGAAAUAUAUAGUUUGUCUUAUUUUUAUGGUAUUUGCGAGUUUAUGUUAUAGUGCCUUCUUUCUAAUGCCAGAACUUAUGAGGGACAGAGUGUCAUUGUCAAUAUCGGGAGUUUCAGGUGACUUACUCCUACCCAAGCCCCCUCAACACUUAGAAUUUCUAAAUGAGGAACAAGGUUUAGGCCUAGUGAACUUACACCAUAUUAAUGGAGGAAAGGAUAUUCAUAUAAAGGAAGAUCAAGACAGGAUAGCGUAUCAAAUGCAGCAAGAUAAAGCGCUAAAUGAAGCUAGGCAGGCAGUGAAUAUUGUUAAACCCCCCGUCGAUGUUGUGCAUGAAAGUGGUCCAGCUGGUGGGGAGAAAAAUAAACAAGAGCACACAGACGACGUCAAAGAAGAAUUAUUUAAAGUUGAAGAAGAGAAAAGGCGAUUGAAGGAGCUAGCAGAUGAAGAAGAAAAGAAAAAGAAAGAAAUGGAAAUGAGAGUGGCUGCUGAAAAGAGAGGACAAUAUUUCACCCAAUUAGAUGGUGAACCAGAUGAUCCUGACAUAAAGGAAAAAAGAGAUGCAGUUCGAGAGAUGAUGAUCAGAGCAUGGGACGGAUACGUAAAGUAUGCAUGGGGUGCGAACGAAUUGAAACCUAUAUCACACACUGGCCACUCUGCAAGUAUAUUUGGGCGUUCGGCGAUGGGCGCCACCAUUAUCGACGGUGUUGACACCCUAUAUAUCAUGGGUCUGCAAGAUCAGUAUCAAAAAGCACGUAACUGGAUAGCCCAUGACUUCUCAUUCAAUCCACCAAGUGAUAUUUCUGUAUUUGAGGUGAAUAUUCGCUUUGUCGGUGGACUUUUGUCAACAUACGCUUUGACUGGUGAUGAGGUAUUCAAGGAUAAAGCAGUUGAAAUAGCCAAUAGACUUCUACCAGCAUUCAACACGCCGACUGGGAUUCCAUAUGGACUAGUAAACUCAAAAUCGGGUAAUGGACGGAAUUGGGGAUGGGCAUCCGGAGGCAGCUCCAUUCUCGCUGAGUAUGGCUCCAUGCAUCUUGAGUUUGCUUACCUUACGGAAAUAACCGGCGAUCCUAAAUAUUUACAGAAGGUACAAAAGGUUAGAGAAGUGUUAAAUAAUAUGAAUAAACCGGACGGACUCUACCCGAACUACAUCAAUCCAAAAACAGGAAGAUGGGGACAAAAUCAUGUUUCCAUUGGUGCUUUGGGUGAUAGCUUUUAUGAGUAUUUGUUAAAAUCCUACAUCAUGUCCGGACAGAAGGAUGAAGUUGCCAAGAAAAUGUACUACGAUGCUGUUGACGCAAUUCAAAGACGAUUGGUACAGAAAACACCAGGUGGUCUUACGUACAUCGGGGACUUGCGUUCUAGCAGAGUAGAGAAGAAGAUGGAUCAUCUUGGCUGUUUCUCUGGUGGGAUGCUGGCUCUGGGAUCAAAAUAUGCCCCGCCGGAUUUAAAAGAAAAACAGUUAGAGUUGGGGGCAGAAAUAACAAGGACAUGUCAUACAGCAUAUGAUAAAACAGCAACUAAACUUGGGCCGGAAGCUUUUCGCUUUGAGGGCAAGUCAGAAGCGGUAGCGAUGCGACAAAAUGAAAAGUACUACAUCUUGCGACCUGAGGUCAUCGAGUCCUAUUUUGUUCUGUGGAGAGCAACAAAAGAUAACAAAUACCGAGAGUGGGGCUGGGAAGCAGUUGAAGCUCUGAAUAAGCAUUGCAAAGUACAAGAUGGCUUCUCCGGAAUAAGAGACGUAUACGCUUCAAAAGUUAGCCACGAUGAUGUGCAACAGAGCUUUUUUCUUGCGGAAACGCUUAAAUAUCUUUAUCUUUUAUUCAGCGAUAAUGAUUUUAUGUCAUUAGAUAAGUGGGUUCUAAAUACAGAAGCACAUCCGCUACCAGUUCAAAGUUCAUCCAGAUGAUACCCCGCGAGAAUGAAUUAGAAUUGUUGAAUUUUUUAGGAUUUUUAUUUUUUGCAAAAGUGGUUAUUGAUUGUUGCUGAAAAUAUUAUUGGUGAUUGAGUAAAUGUCAAUAAGAUGCACUGAACAUCUACUAAGGUUACUCAAGGUUAUUCAAAAUAUGUAUUCUGUACAAUGGAGUUUGGUCGUCACAAAUUGUACAUUCGUUUUAUCACCAAGAAACCAUGAAAGAAUUUCUUGUGAAAUUCAUAUCCAUAUUUUUUAUGCAAAUAAUUGCAAGAAUGUGGAAUUGAUUCUUAAAAGAUGUAAUAUUUAUGACAAAUAUGAAAUUAAUAGACAUGUUUCUGUAUAAAGUAAUCAGAGAGGUAGAUUUGCUGUUAAUUGUAUAGUUGUUAUAUAUGUGGAUUUGAACUUUGAACUAAUGUAUUUCAGUGUGCGGGAACAAAAUUAAUGCCAGGACUAAAGAAAUAUGAGCAAGUUGUUUUUCUUUAAAAAAAUAAAAUAACCAGGAGUGAUGCCGGAAUAUUGGUCGAAAACCUGAUGCCAGAGAUGAACAGGGAAACAUUCAUUUUUUCUGAAUUACUCAUUUACUAAGCCAGAGAUGUACUUUACUGAGUCAGAGAUGUACAGGGAAAUUAUAAAUUUGUUUUCUUGAAGAAUCCGAGUACUGAUGCCAGAAAUGUUCAGGAGAAUGUAACCGUUUUCUUGAAGAACCAUGUUUUCCUAUUUCAGAGUUGCUCAGAAAAUCUGUUGUUUUUCAGAUGAACCUGUCAGUCAAAAUCACAGGAAAAGGAUAUUGUUUUUAAGCAGCCAGUGACCUAGCUUCAUAGUUUUUGCUUCAGUCUGACAUUAAGGAUAUGACAAGUAGUUGAUGGUUUUCCGUGAAUGAAAGCAGAAUGACAACAAUCAGUAGACCAAUGGAAUCAUAGAAUGAUAAUCAUGUGAUUGACCAUGAGGGCCUAAUCCAAUUAAAGCUUCAGUAACUCCAGAUUAUUUAUUCAUGCUGUAGAACCCGUCCUUUGAAACACCCCCUAUCAAGGGGACACUUUUUCAGGAAGUGAACAGGGGAAGGUAUAUCUUUUAAAACUAUUGCCAACCCCUAUUCAGGGUCCUAAACGUGUCCCCUUAAUAGGGGUUCUAAUGUACUCAUUGUUCUGCAGCCCAGAAUAAUUAUAUAUGCUCCUCUAUUUAUUUUUACAUAAUUAUUAUUACUAGCAGUAGUGCAAAACUUUGCACAGGUCUUUGUUUCUCAAUGAAAAUAUGCAAUGCAUCUAAAACCUUACUUUGGAGGAUAAUAUAAACUAUUUUUUGGUAAAGCAUAAUUAUAAUUAUUUGAGAGCGUCCCUUAUUUGAAAGUCAUUUAUUGUUGAGGGGGAUUAUAUUUGAGGGAGGUGUUUAUUUUUGGUGUAAAAUGGUUGUGUAUAUAAGUGUCAUUUAUCUUUACUGUGAAUGUGCAACAACAACACAUAAUUACAGUCAAAAUAUGUUAUUGCAUGAUCAUAAAAAUUGAUCCCAACCAAUUUAGAAAAAAUGGAGAAGAAUAUUAAUAGAAUAUGUUGAGAAUGAUGUUGCUUUCGUCAGUUUUGUUUACAGUCAUUUAGGGGGUGUUUAUGCAAAGGAAAAGUAAAGCCCUGAGGCGUUUAUUCCAUAUGUGGCUCUGGUGAAGGCGUUUAUUCAAAGCAUGAGAAUAGAUAUGGUACUACUUUUGUAUCCUACAGUAUCCCAUUCCAAGACUUGCAUCCUUUAACAACAUAACCUUUUCAUAAAUGUUUAAAUCACAGGUGGGCAAAGUGCAGCCCAUGGGCCGCACGCGGCCUGUCAGCGAUUUUUCUGCGGCCCGUGACAAUGAAUUAAAAGCCCUAUGUUUGCGGCCCACCAAUCAAAUUUGGCUAGAAAACACCUUGUUUUUUACGGCCCAACACCAAUCAUAUGUAAAAAGUAACAUUAAAACUGAAAAUAAAGUGAUGUAAAAGCAGUGCUUGGAGGUUUUUGGAAGCUCACUGGAACAUCAAGGUUUGUGUGCGGCCCUCGGUGUUAAAUAAAAAAUUCACUUUCGCCCUCCGUUCGAUUUUUAUGCCCACCCAUGGUUUAAAUAUUAUGAAGAUUAGAUCUCAAUACGUCCAACUAACAAAUUAUUACAAUAAAUAAUUGAUUUCUUCUUAUAAAUGAUUAAUUCCAUGUACUAAUGCAUUUACAGAAAAGAUAUUCAUAGAUAGUAACAGCCUUGCAAAUAUAGGUACCACUGUGUUUUAUUGCGGUUAAACUUUUGUAAUUGUAGUAAACCGUGUUUUUAUGGUGAUACUUUCAAAUUCGAUCCUUUGUACUUAAAUGUUUCUAAAAUCAUGUGGGUGUGUGUGCGUGUUUUUAAAUUAAGGGAACAGAAAGUGUGACCACACACUGGGUAGGACUAAAAAGUGUGUAUGAGUAAAUUGUAGGUGUGACCACUGCUGCAUAGUGGGUGUAAACCACACAUUGGGUGUGACACAUAAAAUGGAUGGUCACACUUUGAUGUAAUCUAUUUUUUAAAGAUUGAGAAUUUUGGUAGUCAAUGAAAGCAUCAUAAUAUGUAUUUUAUAUCCCCCAUGGUGAUUGAUCUCCACAUUCUAAUGUGUAUGCCUUGUAUUCUUUGUCACCAUUCUGUAAUACAUUUUUGUUUUUCUAUCCAAAAUAGAUACAUCCACUCUAUGGUAUACCAUGGAGGAAAUAAAACACUGUGUUCUUUUUCCCCUCUGGGUAUACAUACUAACAUUUUGGAACCUCAGUGUUUGUAAUCUGUAAGAUCAUGUUCUUUUUACAGUAAGUUUAUUAAUCAUAAUAACAAUCUCAUUUAAAGUAAAAAAAAAAUGAUUAAGAACUUAAUAUUUAACAAAUUAAUAUAACAACUUUAAUAUAUUUGAUCAACAAUUUUCCCUUUUGGAUACAUUUGUUUAUUAUUUAUCCUGUUUGCAUUGUUGAAUAAAUUCAAUUUUAAAAUCCCAUUUAGAAAAGAAAGCAUAUUUUAACUAUAAACAGUAGUUUUAACACUAUUUGAAUAUUUUUAGAUGUUACUGUUGUUUUCUCUAUAUUAUCAUUGUGAAGGCCUAUGCCCAUUGUUCAAACUUUUGUUGUAAUGUGUAUUAAUUGCAUGGGACAAGUUGUUGGACCCAUAGCAACAAUUGUCUGGCUUAUGAGACAAAUUGAAUGUCCCAUUAGAAUUUUCUUGUUGGAAUAAAUUGUCCAGCAUAAUGAAUAAAGUAACCAAAUGGUAUAAAUAUCUGUGGGUUUGGAUUGUCAAAAAUUGGUACCAGUUUAUCCGACUGUUGGGGCAAAGUGUCCAAUUUGCUUAGAACUUUUCUAACUAAAACAAAAGCAUUGUUUAAAUGCAUAUCCUGGUUUAUAUGAAAUGCUUAAUAAUUUAUUAGAUAAAAUAAAGCUUAUUAAUUGUAAGUGAAGACCAACAAUGUAUUUUGUCUGCAUGUACCUCUCGAAGUAAUGUCUGAAAAAAAUUAUAUGCAUUUAGUUGGUUAGGUUAGAUAUGAUAAUGAAUGAUGCAAUAACUCAUGUUUAAAAAACUCUGUACAUAGUCAUUUUCUGGACUUGAUUUAGUAAUUUGUCUGUUAAUACUUUUUUUUUGUUUUUUUUUUGUUUCUUUUUUUUUUUUUUUUUUUUUUGCUCUUUUGAGCUUGGAAGUCUGUGUACUAAGCAUAGCUGGUUUCCAUAAAAUUGCUACAAGCCAUCAUCGACAACAUCCUCGCUGAUUUGUCUGGUCAAAACAGAGUUGGAAUCCCCAAUUUCUUCAGGGACAGCCACGCAGAUUAACAAUGCAGUGAAAAAAUGUAGCAUCAGUGUAGUAAUUUUAUGGAAACCGACUUAAUACAAGUCAAAUUUUUUAUUAUUAUUAUUAUUGUUGUUACAUGUUAUUAAUGUUGUUUUUUUUAUUUUUUUUUUUAUUUUAAUGUCUUCAAUAUUCGUUCUGUCUUCCUAGUGAUGUUUCAAAAGUUUUGACCGAUCAGAGAUGUUAUCAUCACAGGGAACAUUUAAAUUUACUGUCAAUUUAACUUUCCCUGAUCAUCAUUAUUAUUAGGUCAUUUUAUUGUAUUGAUUAUAUUUAUUAUUUAAUGAAUUUAUCUUUGUUUUUAAAUUUCCAAUAAUCAUUGACCAAUUGUGAUAGUAAAAACAAAACAGUACAAUAGUAAAAA
Molecule: messenger RNA, 6212 nt
Organism: Anneissia japonica
Lineage: Eukaryota; Metazoa; Echinodermata; Crinoidea; Comatulida; Comatulidae
Product: mannosyl-oligosaccharide 1,2-alpha-mannosidase IA-like
Exons: 10
Coding region: 34-2037 (667 amino acids)
Biological process (GO): carbohydrate metabolic process; N-glycan processing
Cellular component (GO): Golgi membrane; endoplasmic reticulum
Molecular function (GO): calcium ion binding; mannosyl-oligosaccharide 1,2-alpha-mannosidase activity
Source: RefSeq, a predicted model, not a curated record